Messenger RNA from Chondrus crispus (carragheen), 2995 nucleotides. RefSeq lists its product as hypothetical. Gene Ontology annotation, biological process: positive regulation of DNA-templated transcription. The record is from RefSeq and is a predicted model, not a curated record. Gene Ontology annotation, molecular function: DNA binding; DNA-binding transcription factor activity. Lineage: Eukaryota; Rhodophyta; Florideophyceae; Gigartinales; Gigartinaceae. Bases 1 to 2763 code for a protein of 920 amino acids. The transcript has 4 exons.
AUGAAUGGAUUGGUUGAACGGGAUCAGUCGUGCUUCGCAUCCCCCGCUUUUAAAGAUCUCAUCUCAUCCAGCAUCCAGCUUCCAGCCCCCCCCUCCCCCCCCCCGGGGUCGUCCCCAUUUGUUAAAUCCUCCCCGCUCCGUCCUCUCAUUCCCCUUGAUUACAUCUGCACUCCUCUUCGCCUUCCUUGUCUCUCAAUAACUUCCCGUCUGCGCUCUGCGCUUCCGGCCGCUGUCACUGCUCGCAUCCAUUGUCAUACUCACACACCGACCUGUCCUCCCACACCCCCCGCGGACUCAACGAUAUCGUUACACACCCACCUCUUCACGCCCUUGGCCUGCUGUCUUCCUCUGUGCUAUACCCGUCGAGUUGACAUUCUCGCCGAAGACUCAAGCGCCGGCAGAGGAACAGACAUGCAGCAUGAACGUCGUGAUGAGCCUCAACGAACGCCGGCGCAACAAAUGGCCAGUUCCUCCCGCAGCCGUCCUCGGCACCUUCCCGUGCAUUCCAGCAGUGUCAUCACAACCAACCAAACUAGCACCCAGCACAGCCCCGAUCCUAACAUCCCCACUCACAGUACCCGUACCUCCACUGCGCUUCCUCUUAACCCCCCACCUUACGUACAUCCAGAUGCCCACAACCUUCAUGCCCCACUGCACUAUCACCCUUCUUUACCCCCAAGACAUGACGCUCACCUCCACGCAUCAGCAAACACACAUCAACGCCCAUUGUACGAACCUCCAACUCGCCAUCAGCAUAUGCUGCGGAGCCAGCACUAUGCUUCACAUUAUCCCCCCGCUAUUGUUCAUCCGUUCCAAGCUCCACGGUAUCCCGCUCAUCCCAACCCUCACGAGUACCCAACACAGCAAGGUCAAGUCCCACAACCAUAUUUCACGUAUUACCCAGUAGAAGGAGCCAAGCAUCCCACCCAAGGUGCAAUAGGUCCGGCCAUACCGCAACAAGCACCACCCCAUGCACCCGCCCACCAUGACGCAGUGGUGUACAAUCCACAUACCCCACCAACUAAUCCCACUAUGUAUGUUGCGUUGCCCGAUCGGCCAUACUAUGUUCACCAGGCGCCUGAUCCAAAUGCAUCGCGCCGCAGCGUCAUACAAAGAUCGUACUACAACCCUGGCACAGCGCAAACCGUGGUUUUCGCGAGGCGUGAGAUCAAUCGACAUUCUCCAAGAAGUCCUAGGGAAGAUAUUUCGUCAACGUCGCUUUCGGGUCUAGCUGCCCCACAAGUGGUGCAGCCAAUCGUACAGACCCACGGCAACACGACUCAACACGUAACCCCGCAUGAUGCGAUGCCUCCACCGCAAAUUUCUGCACAAGGGACAUCGCCAGUAUUGCGCGGUGUGAGAGCGUGCGCAAAUCAUACUCUUGUCUCUCCAGUUAUACAAAACUCGAUGCGAAACCCCGCAUAUCAGCAGUGCGUACCGAAUAUUGGACAAGGCUUUCACGUGCAAAGUCUUCCGCCAAUGCCAGCGGUCUCACCGACACCUGCGCAUGGCUUUCAGCAUGUGAACACCCCAGUGGUGGUACCGACACUUCCCGCCACUCACAUCCCUCAACUUCCCACUACUCUCAUCCCUCAACUUCCUACUACUCUCAUCCCUCAACUUCCCACUACUCUCAUCCCUCAACUCUCACCCUCUUCAUCAUAUCCGCAAUACGCUGAAAGGCCACAUCCUGGGACAAAAAAAAUUUAUGGCAAUGCCGUCGGCUUCCAAAAUGUAUAUGCCCAGCCAGCAACGGUUCAUUACAUCACCCCACCACCCGCUCCGAAAAAGAAGCGGCUGCAGUGGACCCCUGAGUUGCAUGCGAAGUUUGAAGACGCGGUCAACGAGAUCGGACUUGAGGCUGCUGUUCCGAAGACCUUGUUGCAAGCAAUAAACGAACCAACACUGACUCGUGAGAAUGUGGCUAGUCAUCUCCAGAAAUUCCGCGAGAUGAUCAGGAAAAGAAAAUUGGAAGAACAGAAGCAGUCCGUCAGCGGACCAUCCCGAAAACGAAGACUGAUCGAUGGGUCACCACACAAAAGUCCUGAAACCAGAAAGAAUGCUGGUAUUUCUUCUUCUUGCGCAGCUUCUAAUAUGGACAUGCAUGAAGGAAGCAAUACCGGUGGGGAGUCAUCGCAAGAAGGUGGAACAGUUCCAUAUUCCAGGCAAGAGCUUCCAAUUCAUCAGCGGGAAAAGCAAGGAGCACCACCAGACCUGCAUGGAUUCCAAGGCUCCGGUCACCGCGACGGAACGGCGGCUCAUACGCUGCAGGGCACAACUGACCUGAUGAAGGCCCAAACCUCGAAACGGAAACUGCCGAAACGACUGCAACCUGCUGAUUGUGGGAGAGGCUCAGAAGGAGGAGAGUCCAAGAAACCUGUAGCAGUAAGUGCAGCAACGGAAGAGACACUGAUUCCCAUAGGAGACUGGGACUCCCUGACGGGUCACCAAGAAAUUUCCAAUGUUAAAAGUAGAACAAGGAGGGGAACUGUACCGUAUAGUCUCGUCAAGGACCAGCACGGAAGCAUCGCAAAACGCAACACACAAUGGCAAAAAGAAGCUUCCGUGUCCCUGGCCAUGCUCUCGAGUACAUGCCAUAUGACAAGUUGUCAAUCAUUGAAUAGGGCUGGCAUGGGAAAAAGCGUCGAAGACUUGCUCUUCCCUUGCCGGUGGCGCAUACCCCUGGAUAGUCUUGAUAUGAGUGUUCUGUAUCAGCCGAAGUUGCAGAGAAGAACGGUACCGUAUUGGAGGGCGGUGAGGUAGUCUAAUGGUACAUAUCUCAGCUGCAGUUUUCGGACAAAAAUGGCACAGUUCUUUCAGUUCGGGUGAGAUCGUCGGCAGGGCUGAUUCGAGGCACCGUGACACGACACAACCCGAAAACGGAGCAAGGGUCCCAUUCAUCAAGAGAAUGCAAUUCAUUUGGGCAUACUCAAAGGGCAUGGUUCGGAAUUCUCAACUGGUAUUAGCAGAAAAUUCUCAUUAAAGGUCAAUCUUG